AUGUCUGACCGAUCCAAAAUCAAGAUUGUUGCCGUCAUAGGCUGUGGAUCAAUAGGCGCAUCUUGGGCAGCUCUGUUCGCCUACCACGGCCUCCAAACCACAGUCUACGACCCCAACCCCCUAGCCGAGAAAACACUCCGUUCCAUCGAAGCCGAAGCCUCCAAAGUCUUCGCCUCCCUUGAAACCACCAGCAACAAACCCACCAUCACGUGCUCCUCCUCAACAAUAACAUUCACAACCUCCUUACCCACCGCCCUCCUCAACGCCGACUUCGUCCAAGAGAACGGCCCCGAAAAUCUCUCCAUCAAAUCUACCCUCCUGACCCAAAUAGACGCUCUCCUCCCCCCAAACAUCCCAAUCCUAACCAGCACAUCGGGCCUAACAUGUUCCUCCCUCUUCCCCGCGCUCCAACACCCCUCCCGCCUAGCAGUGGGCCACCCCUUCAACCCACCACAUCUCAUCCCCCUCGUCGAAGUUGUCGGCUCUCCCCAAACAUCACCUGAGACUAUCGCCACAGCCAUGGCCUUCUACAGCUCCCUCGGCAAGAAACCAAUUCAUCUCAAGCGCGAGAUACCAGGCCACAUCGCCAACAGGCUGCAGGCUGCUCUGUUCCGCGAGAUCCUGCAUUUAGUGGAGAGCGAUGUGGCGACGGUGAGUGAUAUCGAGACGGCGAUGGAGUAUGGUCCGGGAUUGAGAUGGGGUGUGAUGGGACCGAGCACGCUCUUUCAUUUGGGCGGUGGGAGUGGUGAUGCGGAGGGGAAUGGGGGUGGAGCGGAGCAUUUCAGUAAGCAUAUUUUGAGGCCGAUGAUGGGUUGGUGUGCGGAGGAGACGCCGUUGCUUGGCGAGGAGUUGAGGGAGAAGUGGGUGAGGCAGACCGGGGAGGCGGUUAAGGGCGAGGAGUUUGGGGAGUUGUGUCGACGGAGGGACGAGGGGAUUGUGGGAAUUUUGAAGGAGAAGAGUUGA
Cadophora gregata is the source of this 963-nucleotide messenger RNA. RefSeq lists its product as uncharacterized. Gene Ontology annotation, molecular function: NAD+ binding; oxidoreductase activity, acting on the CH-OH group of donors, NAD or NADP as acceptor. The coding region runs from base 1 to 963 and encodes 320 amino acids. The transcript has a single exon. The record is from RefSeq and is a predicted model, not a curated record. Gene Ontology annotation, biological process: fatty acid metabolic process. Lineage: Eukaryota; Fungi; Ascomycota; Leotiomycetes; Helotiales; Ploettnerulaceae.